Lolium rigidum is the source of this 1280-nucleotide messenger RNA. Its product is annotated as RING-H2 finger protein ATL39-like. The record is from RefSeq and is a predicted model, not a curated record. The coding region runs from base 380 to 934 and encodes 184 amino acids. The transcript has a single exon. Lineage: Eukaryota; Viridiplantae; Streptophyta; Magnoliopsida; Poales; Poaceae.
GGUUGUAAAGGCUGAUCUAGCUUACAAUUGUAACCAUAUUAAACGGAGCAGUCAAACUAUUUUCAUACUAAUAAACUCAUCACCAUUGUAUUGUUUGUACCUCCAAAACUCAGGGCCGAUGUUGCCUACCCUCCCACCCUUUUAUAAACCCCCCAUGUGCUUCAGUUUCCUUCACCACUUUCAUACUUCUUCCUCUAUUCUUGCUUGCUACCUUUCCUAGCCUGCAUUUUUGGUCUUCUGGACAAGCUUUCCUCUUUCGUGUUCUUCUUCUUGAGAUUGAAUAACGAACUUGACGUCUCGGUUGUUUUAUGCACACCAUUGGCAACGGCCAUCCGCAGUUUCUCUCGUCCAAAGCCAUCUUCUCGCAUCAGGCGGCGCCAUGUCAACGGCCCAGAGCCCUGCGACCGCGGUGGCGGCGGCGGUGGAGAAGAGCAAGCACUGGGCUCCGCACGGCCCGGCGCUGACGGCCUGCCUCGUCAGCAUCAACCUGCUCAUGAUCCUCCUCAUCUUCUUCUACUUCUGGCGGUUCUUCUCCGGGAAGCGAGGUCCCUUGGCCCCCGGCGGCGGAAACGACGAGGAGGCGCCAUCCUCGUCGGCCGACAGUUCACCGGAGACGUCUCCAAGGGGGUCCAGGCGCCUGACCGACCCCGACCAGCUGCCCGUUUCCGUGUACGACUCGAGCAGCGACGACGACGCCGCCGCCGGCGGGAAGGCGGAGUGCGCGGUGUGCAUCGUGGAGUUCCGCGACGGCGAGCUGGUGCGCCUCUUGCCUCGCUGCGGGCACCGGUUCCACGCGGCGUGCGUCGACGCGUGGCUGCGGCUCCACUCUACGUGCCCGCUCUGCCGCGCUGACGUCGUUGCCCCGGCGCCGGCCGCCGCCGAGGCCAAGAACGACGACCCCAAGGACGACGGCGGUGCAGAGUGUCCUGUGUGAGCUGAGCGGAUGAGAUCCACGGCAAUGCAGAGGAGAGGAGGAGCACUUAACGGCGGAAGGCGACAAGAUCCUUUGUCGGCGUCGUUGUCCGUUAGCUGACUCGCUUAGGAGUCGGCGAGGUACGGUUGGCUUCGGCGCCUCCUGUUUUGCCGUGUUGAUCCUGCUAUAAACAUUUCUUUUCAGUUUUGGCCUUUUUGAGGGUCGCCGAGGUAGUACAUAUUUAGACCAGUUUCUUAUAGUUGAUGCGCGGAUGAUUGGAAUUGCAAGAUCAGUAAGUAGUAACAGACUGCCUCUGCGUAAAAGAAUUUGUUGUGUAAUUAAGUUUGUCUGUAAAUUAACAGUACUA